AUGGCUUGCUGGGUGACGAAACCCCCGACAGGGAACUUUGAGGCUGAGGGAUUUGGUCUGGGUGGACAGGUGGUUCCACUGGAGAGGCAGGAGCUCGUUUGUAGUCAGUUGGUUGAUCUGCUGUGGUUCAACAUGCAGUUUGUAAUUUUUAUUUGCGCGCUCAUUACGCCUGCUGUUUUAGCCCGACACUUUGUAAGUGAGAGGCCAACUUGUUAUGUGCCAGUGCCCAGGAAGCCUGACUUUGGAGUGAAAACCAGCGCUCGUCCUCAUGAGUUCCUGAAUCUUGCUGUACUCCCGAAGACCUGGGACUGGAGGAAUGUGAAUGGCGUCAACUAUGCCAGUACAACUCGUAACCAGCAUAUCCCUCAGUACUGCGGCUCCUGCUGGGCUCAUGGCAGUACGAGUGCUAUGGCAGAUCGCAUCAACAUCAAGAGGAAGGGAGUGUGGCCAUCUGCUUAUUUGUCUGUCCAGCACGUGGUUGACUGUGCUGAUUCUGGCACUUGUCACGGAGGGGACCAUGGAGGGGUGUGGGAGUAUGCCCACAAUCAUGGCAUCCCUGAUGAGACAUGCAAUAACUAUCAGGCCAUCGAUCAGAAAUGCAAACCAUUCAAUGCAUGUGGGACUUGCACAACUUUUGGGAAGUGCAGCACUGUGAAGAACUACAAUUUGUGGAAAGUGGGUGACUUUGGAGCUAUUAGUGGACGGGAUGAUAUGAAGGCAGAAAUCUUCACUGGAGGACCAAUCAGCUGUGGAAUCAUGGCUACAGAUAAACUGGAUGCGUACUCCGGAGGACUGUACUCAGAAUAUGUUGAGUCCCCUGCCAUCAACCACAUUGUGUCAGUAGCAGGCUGGGGAGUAGAAAAUGGCACUGAAUACUGGAUUGUGCGUAACUCCUGGGGAGAGCCAUGGGGUGAGAGGGGCUGGCUCAAGAUUGUUACAAGUGCCUACCAAGAUGGUGGAAGCAAAUACAAUCUUGCUUUGGAGGAAGAUUGCAUGUAUGGAGACAUGAUUGUGGCCUAAAGCCCAUGUCCCAUUUACAUGGGACCCUACCUGCAUGUUGACUCUCUGCUACCAUUGUAACAAAAGAUGUUUUUGUAUUGUGCAUCUUGAUUCUGUUUUCCCUAGAUGGCAUCUGUCCUUGUUCCAGUACUGAUACUGCCUUCAAAUUUGUACCAAAAGUUAUUAAGUGGAACU
This is a messenger RNA of Scomber japonicus (chub mackerel), 1194 nucleotides long. RefSeq names its product cathepsin Z-like. The transcript has 7 exons. The coding region runs from base 1 to 1020 and encodes 339 amino acids. The record is from RefSeq and is a predicted model, not a curated record. Gene Ontology annotation, molecular function: cysteine-type endopeptidase activity. NCBI's taxonomy places the organism in Eukaryota, Metazoa, Chordata, Actinopteri, Scombriformes, Scombridae. Gene Ontology annotation, cellular component: lysosome.